CCCUUCGGGCCGCGCUCUCUGCACUGCGCAUGUCAGGUUUGUGUUCCCCUCCCCCCGCCAGCAACGGGUCGAGAGGCGGCGGCGGCUGCAGCGGCGGAGGUGCAAGGGGCGGAGACGGAGGAGCGCGGCGGGACGCGGCCUGGACCGCGCGUACUUCGGGCCGUAGGAUUCUCUCCGCGUCUAAGGUGGUAGCAGCUGCCUCUACAGCAGCAGGUUUGUGCGAGAUCAUUCACUGACACCAUGAACUGGAAUAAAGGUGGCCCUGGCACCAAGAGGGGAUUUGGCUUUGGAGGUUUUGCCAUUAGUGCUGGAAAGAAGGAGGAACCCAAACUCCCACAACAGUCUCACAGUGCCUUCGGGGCAACCAGCUCUUCUUCUGGAUUUGGAAAGUCGGGUCCACCACAGCUCCCUUCUUUCUACAAAAUUGGAUCUAAACGGGCCAAUUUUGAUGAAGAAAAUGCAUAUUUUGAAGAUGAAGAAGAAGACUCUAGCAAUGUUGACUUACCUUAUAUUCCUGCUGAAAACUCACCUACCCGCCAGCAAUUUCAUUCCAAGACAGCAGAUUCUGAUAGUGACGACGAUCCCCUGGAGGCCUUUAUGGCUGAAGUCGAGGACCAGGCGGCUAGAGACAUGAAGAGGCUUGAAGACAAGGAUAAGGAAAGAAAAAACGUAAAGGGUAUUCGAGAUGACAUUGAAGAGGAAGAUGACCAAGAAGCUUAUUUUCGGUACAUGGCAGAGAACCCAACUGCUGGUGUGGUUCAAGAGGAGGAGGAAGAUAAUUUGGAAUAUGAUAGUGACGGAAAUCCAAUCGCACCUUCCAAAAAAAUCAUCGACCCUCUUCCUCCCAUUGAUCACUCAGAGGUCUCUGGUGCUGCACCUCCUAGACCAGGAAGUAGUUUUGCUCAUUUUGGAUUUGAUGAACAACUUAUGCACCAGAUUCGGAAAUCUGAGUACACACAGCCCACUCCAAUACAGUGCCAGGGUGUGCCUGUGGCAUUAAGCGGUAGAGACAUGAUUGGUAUUGCCAAAACAGGCAGUGGAAAAACUGCAGCCUUUAUCUGGCCCAUGUUGAUUCAUAUAAUGGACCAGAAGGAAUUGGAACCAGGUGAUGGACCAAUUGCCGUGAUUGUGUGUCCUACUAGGGAGCUUUGCCAGCAGAUCCAUGCAGAAUGUAAGCGGUUUGGGAAAGCAUAUAAUCUGCGAUCAGUGGCUGUGUAUGGUGGAGGGAGCAUGUGGGAGCAGGCCAAGGCCCUUCAGGAAGGGGCAGAGAUUGUUGUGUGCACCCCAGGUCGACUGAUUGAUCAUGUGAAGAAGAAAGCUACCAAUCUUCAAAGAGUCUCUUACCUUGUGUUUGAUGAAGCAGAUCGCAUGUUUGACAUGGGAUUUGAGUACCAGGUGCGAUCCAUAGCCAGUCAUGUCCGUCCUGACAGACAGACUCUCUUAUUCAGUGCAACUUUUCGGAAAAAGAUUGAAAAACUGGCCAGAGAUAUCCUGAUCGACCCUAUUCGAGUGGUGCAGGGAGAUAUUGGAGAGGCAAAUGAAGACGUGACACAGAUUGUGGAGAUUCUCCAUUCUGGGCCUAGUAAAUGGAACUGGCUUACCCGGCGUCUGGUAGAGUUUACUUCUUCAGGGAGUGUCCUCCUGUUUGUUACUAAAAAAGCCAAUGCAGAAGAGCUGGCCAAUAACCUCAAGCAAGAAGAUCAUAAUCUUGGGCUGCUUCAUGGGGACAUGGAUCAGAGUGAAAGAAACAAGGUCAUUUCAGACUUCAAGAAAAAGGAUAUCCCAGUCCUGGUGGCCACAGAUGUUGCAGCUCGUGGUCUGGACAUUCCUUCAAUUAAGACUGUCAUUAACUAUGAUGUGGCACGAGACAUUGAUACCCAUACUCAUAGGAUUGGCCGCACAGGACGAGCGGGCGAGAAGGGCGUGGCUUAUACCUUGCUGACCCCCAAGGACAGCAAUUUUGCUGGUGACCUUGUCCGGAAUUUGGAAGGAGCCAAUCAGCAUGUUUCCAAGGAACUCCUAGAUUUGGCAAUGCAGAAUGCCUGGUUUCGGAAAUCCCGCUUCAAAGGAGGGAAAGGCAAAAAGCUGAACAUUGGUGGAGGAGGCCUAGGCUACAGGGAGCGGCCUGGCCUCGGCUCUGAGAACACGGAGCGAGGAAAUAACAACAAUGUAAUGAGCAACUAUGAGGCCUACAAGCCCUCCACAGGAGCCAUGGGAGAUCGGCUGACAGCAAUGAAAGCGGCUUUCCAGUCACAGUACAAGAGUCACUUUGUCGCGGCCAGCUUAACCAACCAGAAGGCCGGAAGCUCUGCUGCUGGGGCAAGUGGAUGGACAAGUGCAGGGAGCUUGAAUUCUGUUCCAACUGCUUCAGCCCAGCAGGGCCAAAACAGUCCUGACAGCCCCGUUGCCAGUGCCACCAAGGGCAUCCCAGGCUUUGGCAAUACUGGGAACCUCAGCAGUGCCCCAGUGACCUAUCCUACUGCCGGACCCCAGGGAGUCAACAACACAGCUUCAGGGAGUAACAGCCGAGAAGGGAUUGGGGGUGGCAAUGGGAAAAGAGAGAGAUACACUGAGAUUCGGGGUGGCAGCCGUCAUAGUCACGGAGAGAGUGGCGGUGGGAAUCGGCAUGGUGACAGCCCGCGUCAUGGAGAUGGUGGUCGCCACGGAGAAGGGUACCGAUACCCAGAAAGCAGCGGGCGGCACGCAGACGGUCAUCGCCAUGGGGAGAACAGGCAUGGAGGAGGUGGAGGUCGACACGGGGAGAACCGAGGUACGAAUGAUGGUCGGAAUGGUGAAAGCAGGAAAGAAGGUUGUAACCGUGAGAGCAGAAUGGACCCAAAGGUGGACAGCAGCAAGGUGGACAAGAUGGACAGCAAGACAGAUAAGACAGCCGAUGGCUUCGCCGUCCCCGAGCCACCCAAGCGCAAGAAAAGUCGAUGGGACAGUUAGAUGGUAUGUGAAGUGUGAAAUCGUCUUUAAUUUUGAGAAAGAUUUUUGAUAACUAAGUGUCUCAGGGCUGGGUUGGGGCCCAAGGUGUAAGGACCCCCUGCCCUUAGUGGAUAGCUGGAGCUUGGAGACAUUACCCCUUCGUCAGAAUCGGGUUUUUUUUUUUUGUUUUUUUUUGGAUGCUUUCUUGGGAAGCUGCUUUGGUCCUCAGAAGCAGUGAGCUGGGAAGUUUCUUUUGGCUCUGGGUGAGUUGUGAGGGUCAGGUGAGAAUACCUUGGAAUAAAGGGCCUUAAAGGGUACAAAACGUACUUUAGGUUUGUAUUAUAUUGCAGUGUAUAUUUUUUACUAAAAUGUCACCUUAUAAACAUCUACAAGUAAAGUUUUUUUUCUUAGCUAUGUGGCCACACAUCCCCUUUAGGAGUGGCUUCUGCAAACCCAAUCCGUUGCUUGUUAGGGAUAUUUGGGAAGCACUUGGGCGCUUCCAGACCUUUGCAGGAAAGGGAGGUGCCUGAUUCCAAGUGGGAGUCAAAGCUCAGGUUCCCCAUCCAGGUCUGUAUCCAGCCCUGAGACCCAAAGCAGCAGCCUGCCUGACCCAGAGCCGCUACCAUUUGAAGGGGAAAGGAUGGCCCUAAAACCAGGAUCGCUCCAGGUCUGAAAUGUUUGCUAAAUUUAAAAAACAAACCCAACAGCUUUUAACUGUCUUCUAUUCUCCUGUUUUGUUGUAUUUUUUUUUAACUUGCCACAUGGUAGAAGAAUCUUUUGCUGAAAUGAUUUUGAUGAUUUUUUUUUCAAUCUUGUUUAUAAAAGAAAUAUACUUCGAAUUUUGUGACUUUGUGAAGUUUUCUUUAAGAUGUGCAUUCCUUUCUGCUUGCUCUAGUAAAUGUUUUACUACUGGGA
This is a messenger RNA of Hipposideros armiger (great roundleaf bat), 3843 nucleotides long. RefSeq names its product DEAD-box helicase 42 (gene DDX42). Bases 241 to 2949 code for a protein of 902 amino acids. Lineage: Eukaryota; Metazoa; Chordata; Mammalia; Chiroptera; Hipposideridae. Gene Ontology annotation, molecular function: ATP binding; nucleic acid binding; RNA helicase activity. The record is from RefSeq and is a predicted model, not a curated record. The transcript is spliced from 17 exons.